Messenger RNA from Cydia splendana, 3367 nucleotides. RefSeq names its product zinc finger protein 765-like. The transcript is spliced from 9 exons. Gene Ontology annotation, cellular component: nucleus. Gene Ontology annotation, molecular function: zinc ion binding. Lineage: Eukaryota; Metazoa; Arthropoda; Insecta; Lepidoptera; Tortricidae. Bases 84 to 2306 code for a protein of 740 amino acids. The record is from RefSeq and is a predicted model, not a curated record.
AGGCGAUUGGUAUCAAUUGUAUCAAUGUUUAUUUACUUCACAUUACCACUGUGUAAAAAGUGCAAAUAGACUGUGACAUUGCCAUGAUGUUUGACAUGAAAUUAGAGCUCGAAGACUUGGAAAUAUGUCGCGGCUGCCUCAGCUCAGACAGGAAGCUGUUUUCUGUGGCUACCGACGAUUUACGCCCUCUUCUUACAGAAGACCAAUCACUAGAAUUGGAUCAUCAGGCAAGCAUAACUCUGUGUUGGGAGUGUCUGGCUCUGCUGCGCAAGACCCGCAAGUUCCAGGGACAGGUACAGAGGGCACACGCGAUUCUGCAAGAAUCCUUACAACUUCCACCAGCAAAACCUACAUUGUCAUCUCUUUCUGUCCACCAAAACUUUGAGUAUGAUGCAGUUUUUGAAGAAAGCACACCUGCUGAACUACCAAUUUCUUAUGAAACACCAGAAACUUAUAAAGUUAUUGUACCAACAAAAUACAAAAAUAAAGGUACUAAAAGCAGUAUAGAAAAUGUUAAAACCCUUAAAGUUGUUCUUAAUGAUAUUUAUGAAAAUGUGAAAUUUAAUAAUAAUAUUAAAAUUGAACAUCCCAAUGCUGAUAGUGAUGCUGACGAUAAUGAGUAUUUUGAACAUGAUGAUGGAAAUUUCAGUUCAUGUGAAGAUAUUACAGAAACCAAAAUUGAUGCUCGACAAAGUUUGCGAGAAGUUGCUAACAAUACAGUAGUAAAACAUUCAGAGAAACAAAAGAGAUCAAAAUUAACUAAAGAAAUUCCAAUAAUGAAAACCCCUGCAAUGCUGAAAAAAGCAAUUGUUACAAAACUAAAACUGCCAAUAAAAAUAAAAGCAAACCUGAUUGAGAAUUGUUCUAAUGAAAUAGAAAUUGGCACUACAAAUAACAUAGAUAAUAGUACAAAAGUAGAAAAUGAUAAUAGUGAUGAAGGCAGUCAAGAUGUCAAGGCUGUUGCUACAAAAAGAAAAAAACAUGCAAAGCUAGAUGAAGAUCCAGAUUUUAAAGUAGAGGAUAUUAAAGGAGAAAUUAGUUCUGAUGAUAAUGACGCACUUAUUGAAAUCGAUGAAAAUAAAGCAAAAGAUGACAAAGAAAAGCCGAUAAAGAAAAAGGAAAGAACAAUACUCACGCCAAGACUGAAAUACAAGAAAAUAUUUACAAAGUAUAAAAAAAUUGAAGAUGUUUUGCCAUUUUUCCAAGAAAUAGAAAUGAGUCAACAAGAUAUAAAACGUACUUUAGAAAAAGAUGAUGCAAUUGUUGACAAAAAGUAUCCUGUUAAAUGUAGCAUAUGCGGUAUGUUGCUUAUGUUUGUCAGAAGUUUGGACGCUCAUGCAUAUAGAUAUGAUCAUAGAAAAAAUUUUCCCGGUCAAAUAAUCAACAAACGGUUCGUCUACCCACCACUCGCGUUACCUCAGAAAUCCGUCUGGCGCUGCUGCGUUUGCGCCAGAAUGAUGCGCAAAGAGCACAUAGUCGCACAUAUGAAUAGAUACCACUGCAUGCAAUAUUUUUGUAUUGAUGACGGAUGUGAGUUGUACCAGAAGGACAAGAAGUACUUUUGGGAAAGUGCGGAUUGCGCACGACACUGGGACGAAGUUCACAAACAUUGCGUAUGUGACAUAUGUAAUAAACGUUUCACUAAAAAGAUGUCCUUGGCAGUUCAUAUCGUAGAAUCUCACCGGCCUCCUAAAGCGCCAAAACUCCUCCAAUGCCCCCUCUGCCUCAAGACAUUCACCACUCGUAAGAGGCUUUACUGCCAUAAGAAGGAACACAUGGAGCCGGAGAUAGUGCCGGCAGAGCUGCGGUACUGCGUCGAGUGUGACACCACCUUUAAGAAUAUCUUCACCUUCAAGUUUCACUUCCGCACCUUUCAUUCGGGACAGCCUAGGCCUAAGUAUCCGUGCACCGUGUGCGGCAAGAUGUUGCAACGCAAAUCAAGUCUUAAACUCCAUAUGGACUUCUUCCACAUCGGCGUUACUAAGUACCGUUGCCACAUCUGUGGAAAGUACCUGUUCAACUCAGGCUGUCUAAAAGAUCAUUUGAAUAAACACAACAAUAUAAUAUAUAAGAAACCCAAGAAGACUGUAACGUGCACCGUUUGCGGACGAGUGGUCCAGCACCAAAGAAGUCUUCAAGUCCACAUGCACACUCACACAGGCGAACGGCCGUACAAAUGUCCGCACUGUGAGUCUGCGUUCACACAACCCUUCGUGCUACGCAUGCAUCUGGCUAAACAUCAUAAUGUGAACGCGUCCGUACGAAUGAAUGGAGACAUAGUACCAGUGACGAAAACUGAUGGAUAGUAGAGAGUCAAUUUCUUAUUUUUAUCACAGAAUAAAUAAUAGUACUACCGUCAGGCUUGGCUCACUCCGCGAUUUCGUCGCUUUGCAACAGGUAGCUACAAGUACAUCCGUUUCACACCAAUUUUAGUGGCUAGCCAUAAGCCGCGCGUGGCGCUGUCGCCACCUAGCGGCCAUAUCAGUCCUAAUCGUAACAGACGCGUUUUGUUAGAGAGUGAAUCUUCUGUACCUAGUACUAUUAUUUAUUCUGUGCUACCGUACAGAAAGGAAACUUCCUACAAAACCGAAGUUUGACAGCGGUUCAGGGUCGAAUCAUGCUGUCUUUCUAAUAUAUGGCACUAUCCCUUUCGGCAAUUUAGGGUUGUCAAAAUUCAAGCCAUUAUGUUAUCUGUGGUCGUGCACACAAAGGGACGUCAAGUUGUGUCAACCCUAAUAAUUGCUCGGAGCAAUGCUGAGACGAACGGAGCCGAGUUUGCCCGAAGGAAGGAGUUUCCCACCCCUGUUUUUAUCCCACGACGCAAAAAGAGGAGUGUUAUGGGUUUGACCUCUAUGUCUGUGUGUCUGCCUGUGGAACAGUGUAGCUCUUAAACAGGUGAACAUGUCUUAUCAAAGUUUCAUCCGUUUCAUUGCGUUGGUUUUUUUUAACUAAUGUUUAAUUUAUAAAUUUAUAUGAAGUUAUUGGAGUCGUAGAAAUUUAAAUUUCCAUUUAAAUUUCACACCAUUUAAGAUCAAUCGGACGUCCGGAAAUCGUUCUAAUGUAGGUUCCGAGAAUUACUACACCCACCUACUAAUACGGCAGUGAAAUAAAUGUCUGUGAAAAGAAUAGGCCCCGUUGCAUUAUUUGAACUUGGAUUACUCUAUAACUAUAAAGAUUGUAUUUAUUGUAUAAGUAUUGUAUAGAAAAAGUUUUAGAUCCAGAAAUAGAUUAUCGACAAGGAAUUGAUUUUCCCAUAUAAAUAUGCUAUUUUCAACCAAAAGGGUACUUAUUGUCGGUUGUCAAAUGUUGUCAAUAAGGCACUAUUUCCAUAUAGAUUCCGACAACCGACAAUGUGGUACCAAUUGGU